AUGGAUAUUCUCUCGAUGUUCGGGCGCACGCAGCCACAGACAGUGCCCACAGACCGGAUUAUUCCCUUGCGAGAGUGGGAUGACUUGCACUACCUACGCAGUCUUUGUCAUGACUUCACAUUCCGAUUCGACGAUGUGUUGGAUGCGGCAAGGCUAGAGACAGCCUUAGGGCGGCUGAUGGAGAUCGGGGACUGGGGUCAAUUGGGGGCUCGGCUACGACUCCAUAAUGGCAAGCUCGAAUAUCAUAUCCCGGCGGAGUAUGAUCAGAAAACCCGGCCGGCCUUCAUCUUCACCACCACCGAGUAUGGAAUGACUAUCAACGAACACCCGUUGGGUUCCCAGCUUCCAAAAACAGGGCAAGAUCAAUCUUUCCUAUCACCCACUUCUGCCAUAUUUAGGCCGUUGGUCUGUCAUCAAGAUAGUCCCAGGGAGCUGGCCGAUUGGAUAUAUACCGACCGUCCGCAGCUCCAUGUCCAUGUUACCCUUUUCCAGGAUACAACCCUCUUGACCGUCAGCUAUAUCCACACUUUAUUUGACGCUGUGGCGCGGACAAACUUCUUCAAGGCUUGGAUAGCUGUCCUAAAUGGUCGGGAAUCAGAGGUGCCACCCUUUCUUCCUUUUGACCAAGAUCCUCUAUGCACCCUAGGCAAGGGUGUCCCCCGGCAGAAUUAUACCAACUUCAGCCGGCUCCUUGGCGGUCUCGGUCUUGUGCUCUUUGGGCUUCGGUAUCUCUGGGAACUUUUCUGGUUCCGUGCAGAGGAGCACUCCAUUCGCUUGCCGGGACACUGCGUGAACCAAAUGAGGGAAACCGCACGCCACCAACUGGCCGCUGCGACUCCGGACGGUGUUGAACCACCCUUUUUGAGUGAACCAGAUAUUGUGGCUGCUUGGUGGGUCAAGACAAUGGUCACAGCACUAAAUCCCUCACCGGGCCGAACCGUUAUGGUGAUGAGUCCCUUCAAUGUGUGGGGUGUGUUUGGCGAGCAAUUCCCUAGCGGCGGCAAGGGCUUCAUCGGCAAUGCCUUUUUCAACUCCUACAACGUACUUGAUGCAAGUGAGGUUUUGGAGGAUGACAACCUAGCAUAUCUAGCGUCGAAGAAUCGUCAGGCGCUCGUGGAGCACCGAACCCAGGAGCAGGUUCAGGCCAUGACCUCCAUCCAGCGAAAUUCGUUCAUGAGCAUACCGCCACUAGUCGGAAAAUCUAACCUGCUCUUUAUGACACAUACGAACCAGCACAAAGCUAGAUAUUUUGAGACAGAUUUCUCUGCUGCGGUUGUUGCCACGGGUGUGCCUCUGAGUGAAAGACCCCAUGCCCUGGGCCGGCCAUCUUACAUUAAUGACAUUGAACAUUGUCGUUUGUACCCGACUCGAAAUGUCUGCCGGGUCAUUGGAAAAGAUGCCGCGGGUGAUUGGUGGCUUUUGUUCAAAGCUCGAGCUGGGGCAUGGCCUGCGAUCCACAAACAAUUAAGGGCUCUGCAUGAGAUUGAUGAGCCGCUGGCAGAUCUCGCAGAUCGUCAGCCUGCAACUUCUUACCAAGAGAGCUGGGUUUCGAAGUCAGACUCUAGGUUGAUGGGGGCUUUGAUGGACUUCUAUAUUCUUUUAAAACUCCUCGUUUAA
Messenger RNA from Penicillium robsamsonii, 1617 nucleotides. RefSeq lists its product as uncharacterized. Lineage: Eukaryota; Fungi; Ascomycota; Eurotiomycetes; Eurotiales; Aspergillaceae. The record is from RefSeq and is a predicted model, not a curated record. The transcript is spliced from 2 exons. Bases 1 to 1617 code for a protein of 538 amino acids.